This is a messenger RNA of Ictidomys tridecemlineatus (thirteen-lined ground squirrel), 6400 nucleotides long. It is a transcript of the gene Ppm1e, whose product is annotated as protein phosphatase, Mg2+/Mn2+ dependent 1E. Gene Ontology annotation, cellular component: nucleus. Lineage: Eukaryota; Metazoa; Chordata; Mammalia; Rodentia; Sciuridae. Gene Ontology annotation, molecular function: protein serine/threonine phosphatase activity; cation binding. Gene Ontology annotation, biological process: negative regulation of protein kinase activity; protein dephosphorylation. The record is from RefSeq and is a predicted model, not a curated record.
CACGCUCGGCGGCGCGCACGCCUGCGGGAGCCCUCUCCAGGCAACCUGGUGCUGAUCGCUCGUGCCGGUGCGGCCGUUAAACGUCGUAGCGGGAGCCUGAGGCUCAAAAGCAGCCCCCUCCCCUUCUUGGGUUUCCUUCACUCCCUUCCCGGCCGGUCUCGGGGCAUGAACAGCGAUGGCCGGCUGCAGCCCAGAAGAGAAAACUUACCGGCGCUUCCUGGAGCUAUUCCUGGGCGAGUUUCGUGGUCCUUGCGGCGGGGGCGAGCCAGAGCCUGAACCCGAGUCUGAGCCCGAACCUGAACUGGUAGCAGCUGAGGCGGCCGAAGCUUCGGUCGAGGAUCCCGGGGAGGAGUCGGCCACGGUAAACGCAACGGAGGAGGGAGAACCGGAGCAAGACCCAGAGCCCGAAGAGGAGGCGGUUGAGGAGGAGGCGGAGGCGGUGGCGGCGGCUGAGGGCGAGGAGGAGGAGGAGGAGGAGGAGGAGGAGGCAGCCCCGGGGCACUCGGCCGUGCAACCGCCGCCGCAGCCCCAGCUGCCGCCGCUGCCCCCGCUCCCGCGACCGCUGUCGGAGCGCAUCACCCGUGAGGAGGUGGAGGGCGAGAGCCUGGACCUGUGCCUGCAGCAGCUCUACAAAUAUAAUUGCCCUUCAUUUUUGGCUGCUGCGUUAGCCAGAGCCACAUCAGAUGAAGUGCUUCAAAGUGAUCUUUCUGCACAUUAUAUCCCAAAGGAAACGGAUGGCACAGAAGGGAGUGUGGAGAUUGAGACAGUGAAAUUGGCCCGUUCUGUCUUCAGCAAACUACAUGAGAUUUGCUGCAGCUGGGUGAAAGACUUCCCUCUCCGCAGGAGACCCCAGCUUUACUAUGAAACAUCAAUCCAUGCCAUCAAAAACAUGCGCAGGAAAAUGGAGGACAAACAUGUCUGCAUUCCUGACUUUAAUAUGCUCUUCAACUUAGAGGAUCAGGAAGAACAAGCUUACUUUGCAGUUUUUGAUGGCCAUGGGGGAGUAGAUGCUGCCAUUUACGCUUCCAUUCACCUACAUGUUAAUUUAGUACGCCAAGAGGUAUUUCCCCAUGAUCCUGCUGAGGCUCUGUGCCGGGCCUUCCGGGUCACUGAUGAGCGGUUUGUGCAGAAGGCAGCUAGGGAGAGCUUAAGAUGUGGGACCACAGGAGUGGUGACUUUUAUCAGAGGCAACAUGCUACAUGUGGCCUGGGUGGGUGAUUCCCAGGUAAUGCUUGUGAGAAAGGGCCAAGCUGUUGAACUAAUGAAACCACACAAACCAGACAGAGAGGAUGAAAAACAGCGAAUUGAGGCCCUUGGAGGUUGUGUAGUCUGGUUUGGUGCCUGGAGGGUGAAUGGAAGUCUGUCAGUCUCCAGAGCUAUAGGAGAUGCUGAACACAAGCCAUAUAUCUGUGGGGAUGCAGAUUCUGCCUCUACUGUUUUGGAUGGGACAGAAGACUACCUCAUUCUGGCCUGUGAUGGCUUCUAUGAUACUGUGAAUCCUGAUGAGGCAGUGAAAGUUGUGUCUGACCACCUGAAAGAGAACAAUGGAGACAGCAGUAUGGUUGCCCACAAAUUAGUGGCAUCAGCUCGUGAUGCUGGGUCAAGUGAUAACAUCACUGUUAUUGUGGUAUUCCUGAGGGACAUGAACAAAGCUGUAAAUGUUAGUGAGGAAUCAGAUUGGACAGAGAACUCUUUUCAAGGAGGGCAAGAAGAUGGUGGGGAUGAUAAGGAGAAUCAUGGAGAGUGCAAACGCCCUUGGCCUCAGCACCAGUGCUCAGCACCAGCCGAUCUAGGCUAUGAUGGGCGUGUGGAUUCAUUCACUGAUAGAACUAGCCUGAGCCCAGGGUCCCAAAUCAACGUGCUGGAAGACCCAGGCUACCUAGAUCUCACACAAAUAGAAGCAACCAAACCUCACAGUGCCCAGAUUUUGCCAUCAGUUGAGAUGUUUGGUCUUGGUGCACCAAAGCAAGCAAAUCUUAUUAAUGAGCUAAUAAUGAAGGAAAAAUCAGUUCGAUCAUCAUUGCCUGAACGGAAUGGUGCUGGAGAGUUUCCAGGGCAGCAGAUAUACAGAAUGGAGAGCUUGGCUCUUGUCUGUUCUGGGUUGGAAAGUGAACAGUUCAAAUACCUGGGAAAAAGAGUUUCUAGAUUGUAUCAUUUACGCCACUACUACUUCAAGAGGUGGCACGGAUUCAGGUUCAAUCCAAAGUUUUAUUCAUUUCUCUCUGCUCGAGAGCCUUCCCACAAAAUGGGCAUCAGCCUGUCCACACUUAUUCGAAGUGGGAAGAGAAACAGGAUGUUAAGAAGUUAUGUGCCAUGGAGGGAAAAUAGUUGGAAAGGGUAUAGUGAAAAUACAAUGAGAAAGGUCAGAAAGGGUAAUGAUAUUCCAUAUGCAGAUCUUCUCUGGAGCCAUAAAAUAUAAUACGUUUUCUUUAAAGUAGGCUAGCUAGCUAUCCCUCAAUUAAAAACAUUAUCAGAGUAGAAACAAGGUAGACAUUUCUAAACACAUGUGCUUCAGUAUGAAUCCAUGGAUGGCUCAAUUCUUAAAUGUAAAUAGAUCUCUAGGAAACUCAAAUUACAGUGUUUUCAAUCUAAAAAAAAAAGUAUUGGCAGUUUCACUAGCAAAAUUAUACAACUGGUCCCUGUGAUGUGUCUCUACACCUACAUACGUCCCCUCUCCAGCACCCCUUCACGUCACUAGUGGAAACUUGAAAGUUAUUUCAGUCAGGAUAUAUUGAAAUAUAUAGUGUUGAAUCUCAACUCAGUUGAAAUCUGGUCUGAUGUGCCUAAUCUACUUACAGAGAACAAUGAAGAACUAAAUUGGGAACCAUCUCUCAAGAUCCUGGGGACUAAGAAAGAUCCCCCCAACCUUUUUUUUUUUUUGGCAGGUGAAAGGCUAAAAGCCAUAUGUGUUUUAACUGGUAAUGAUGAAAGUGGAAAACUAGUGUAAAAGUGUCAUAUUCUCAGGCUUUUGAGGCAGUAUACAGUCAAAGAUUUAUUGACUUUUUUUUUCUCUGUAACAAAACUUUUUGAAUCAAAUAUUUCCUAGGGCAGCAGUUACUUGGGAGUUUCAUAACCUGUUAUGGUGCUUUUGGUGGAAUUUUUAUUUGUCAUUUUAUGAGACCGCUGUCAGCUGGUUUUAAUCUAUGAUGCUAAUGUGUUUUCACUGUACCCUCAUCUCAGGAAUAAAACUGGUUUAAUAGAGAUGAUGUCAGGUACAAACAUACACAAGAAUCAAAAUGCCAUUUAAAAAGAAAGUUAAAUACCAUUUUUUUUUGAAGUUCACACAUAGCAAAGAUAUGUACUACAAUAAUAUAUAAAAAGUGGCUUUGGAGAAUGAAAAAUGCCCAUUUUUACUUCUCUAAUAUUGUUUUUCCCAAGGGAAUGAAGUAAUUGGUAGCAGGAAGCUGAAAGUACUGCCUAAAGUGAACACAGAUGCCAAAUGCAAAGGAAGAUGCAGAUUACUGAGCCAGGUCUGUGUAGUUACAAUUGGAAGAUAUGAGCCAAUAGAAACAAGGUACAUGCAACUUCAUACUGCAGGGACAGGAUGUGCGCUUAUUUCAAUAUUUAGUUCUAUUUGACAGUUUUGCUAUUUCUGCAGUUUUAAGCCAGUAAAAGACAGCACCCUCUUAUUCUCUCAGAACCAUGGAGUCCCCCAGUUGCCCUUUCCUAGUUGACUAGGGACCAGCAGCCAUGCCCACAGAAAGGAGUAGCCCUGCUGUACUGACUGAUCGCUCAUGCAAGCUGGAUGUACCAACUGUCCACCAUCUAAUUAUGUUUUUACAUGCUGAUAAAAUUGGUUUAUGUUCCCUAGACCCAGGGAGUAGGACUACAAUUCCAUAACAUAGAACUACAAUUCCAUAACAUAGAUAUAAGUCAAAGACACAGAUGACUAUAGCAUAUUACAGGGGCCAGUAUCUAUAUCAAGUAAUUAGCAACAACAAAACGACAAAAAAAAAAACACUUUAGCAACAAUCAGAUUGUUAAUCUACAGAUUUUAUUUUUUAAAAUUUGGAUGUUAAGUAGAGAUUUUCAUUAUUUGUUUUCUCUUGACUUUGAAGUAAUUUAUUCUUUCCUCAGUCUUGUGACACAUGGUUGAAAAGAAGAGAAUAAGUAACGUCUCCAGCUAUAUAUAUUACAAAUUUUCAUCAUUCUGAUGCUUUGCCCCAUACAUGUACCUCACUUAUAUCAUUUUCUGAAGCCUAGAUCAUGUUGACAUGCAGUCUCAGUUUCAAAUCAGAUUAUCUAAGGAAACAAAACACAGGCAGCAGAAUAUUGGUUUACAUUAUAGUCCAAAAUGCCUUUUUUUAAAAGAACUUUCUAUAGUUGUCUCUUUUGGGAAGAAGUUACAAUGAUAAGCUUUUUUAGUGAGGAAAAAGAUGGUUGGAUGGAACUGGGACAAACAGACACAUUUUUAAAGGUCUGGGUUUUGUAGGUCUGACUAUAUAGCAGUGUUAACUCCAUUUCUCAUAUCAUUAGCUCUCUCUAGAAAACAGAAAAGUAGUUCUAGUGUGGUCAAUAAACCAAUAUUGUAAAAAAUAGCAACUAUUCAUUUGUUCACAAUACUCGUAAUCAUAGGGUAGUUAGGUACCAUUUGUAAGGUAAGUCCUUUAAAAUUCUAUAACAUAUUAUAAAAAGUAGUGGUUAUUGGUCUGAUAUUGGUCUGAUAUAUGCUGCUCUUGGUUCUAUACAGUAGAUAAAAAGCAGUGCUUUGUGAAAUGCAGUGUUAAUAUUAAUGCCACUGGUGAUGGAAAGUAGCUCCCUUCAGUUCAAAUCCUGUGCCCUUAUUUGCUGCUUGCUAACGUAAGCAAUAAGUAACCCUCUAACUAAUGGUAUCUAUACAUUUCUGUAACUUGUAUUUAAUGAUGGUGUAUCUGGUGAUUGUAAAAAUAAUAGAUAUAAAAGUAUAAUAUACACUUAACUGUUAAUGCUGAGGUAUAGUCUGAAUUAUGUGUUUUGUACCUUUACUCAUCGUGUAAUUUAGUGGUGGUGAACGUUCUACACUCCAUAAAGAGUGGCAGUAUCCCUUUUUCAACUUACCAUGAUCUGCAUCAAUUUGUUUGCCUGCUAAACAAGUUUUGUUAGAAUAGGAAAUAGUAAAAACAAAAACAAAUAUAAACAAGAAAAGUGUACUACUGGUUAGGGAAACAGACUUCAAGUCACCAUCUGAAGUUAUUAUAAACUCCUUGUACAUUCACUGUGAGUUUCAAGGGGCGUCAGUCCCUAAUUUAAAGGUUUCCUUUUUCACUUUCUAGAUGUGUACUUUUGAGGGAUAUCUGAGGUUAGGCAACAUUACAGCACCAAAUACUUGGGGCUAUUAAUCCCAUUUAGGUCUGUACUACAGGGGUCAGGUAGAAACACAUGUAUAUACCUUUUCUUUACCUAGAAGUGCCAUCCAUUGUCCUUGAAAUAAAUCGACUAGAGUUCCUUGAAAGUUAACACCUUAACCAAGGACAAUGUCAAUCAUGUCAAUGUCAACACUGAGUCUAAUUCUGACCACAUUUAUAGUGGUAUAGCAUCAACACUGCAUUUUCAUGACAACCACACUCCAUUGUUGGAACACUGUGCCAGUAAGAAGUACAACAUCCAAUGGGCAGAUGAAAAUGACCCAUUUUCAGAUAAGACUGCUGUAGUCAAGUACUUCUUUCCCCAAGUACUUGCCGAGAAUUUAUGAGAAAAUGAUCUCAAUUUUUUGUGUGGUGCUGGGGAUUGAACCCAGGGCCUUGUACAUGAGAGGCAAGCACUCUGCCAACUGAGCUAGCUACAUCCCCAGCCCUCAAUUAUUUUAAUUUUUAAAAAUUUGUUCACUCAAUGAGCAUUUUCAAGCCAUAGAAGGGGAGAUACUACAAUUUAGUUCAACCUUAUCAUGGGACAAAUUUUUCUUUGGAUCAUAAAUUAGCAUGACCUGUGAAAAGAUUAAAUACUGCCAGUAUUACAACACAGCUAUCUUCCAGACAUAUGGUACUGUACUGAAAAAAUAAUUACUUCCUCCAGCAGCAUCUUAUGUAUUCUGAAGACUAUAUUUAUUCUACUAAUUAGAAAAACAAAAUGAAAUAGGACAGGGAACUCCAGACUGAUAUAGCAGUUACUAUUGAAAAGGAAAUACUUCAAAUUAACUUUGAUGUAUUAAAUAAUCCAAAUACAUCAUUGUUAACUCUCUAGGUGCUCUUUGGUGAGAGACAGGCUUUCUCUUUUUCUCUGCAAAGAAUUCUUUAUGGAGUGAAGUGAAUAUUUCUUAUCAAGUAAAUUUAUCAAUUUACAAACCUGCUGUACAGAUCACUUUUGAGUUCAGUUGUAAUCAUGAGUGAUCCUUCUCAUAUUUUAUUUAUUCAAACUGUUCAUUCAGGUAAAGAAUGUUUGAAAUUUUGCCAAUAUCUUAAUAAAACCCAGCAAUUUAAAAUCA